ACUGAAGUGGAGUCGAAGGUGAAGGCAAUGUUCGAUGAAUUGGAGCCCUACCUCAGAUGGGACCAAGCGAAGGGGAGUGUCUUAAAUGCAUGUUCAGGACUUAAUCACAAAAAUAACACUACAGAGGGACAUAUGAAGAAAAUAUGCAGAGUGCCCGUGAUGAUUGUCAACUGGAUGGCAGGAUUAGAUCCGCAGGGGAAUACUAAAAGUGGUGGGACUUCGAGUGAUGAAUGGGAACAGUAUUUAAGAUGUAUAGUGGGGCAUAGUAUUAUAUUGAGGAUCGUGCAAAACAAAUGCAGAGCACAACAAUUGCUGAAAAUUAUCUCAGAUAAUAUGAAGGAAGGUGGAAGUGCACAUACAGCAUCGGGGGGGCAAAAUGUAGGUCCCAUAUGCGAUUGGGUUACGCUUGAUGAUAUGGAUGAAAUGGAACAACUUAUUGGUCCCCAAAUACAACAAUUCUUUGAUAAAGCAAAGGAAGGUAGAGGCCGCGAGGGCGGUAUUGAUGGGUUUAAUAAUAUAAUAUGGUGGUUUAAGUGCGAAGGGAAUGAGAAACAACAGGAAGAGCAGGAACAGAAAGGAAACCCUCUUAACAGUAAUAGAAUUAUGGAUUUAUUAGGGGAUGGGAUGUCUGUAAAAUUACGUACAGUAAUCGAUCCAAUAGAAAAAGCUAAAGAAUGUAUCGAGAGGAAUAAGGAAGACGAAAAAUUAUGCAGCCGUUUAGAUUGCAUGAAACAACUAUGGAACAGUAAAGGGGGACAGACGUCUGAUGCGGAGUCCCUUUGGAAGGAAGUCCGAACUCAAGUCACCAACCUUGUCACAGACGUAUAUGCCAAUGGGGUCACCGACGCCGAUGCAGACAAUUUGUGCAAGGACGUUAAAUGCCCCAAUGUUGGUGAACAGGAUUGCGUAAGUAAAGAAACAUGCAGAAUUAUGGUUAAAGCAUUAAAGGAGGUACAUAAAAAUGGGAAAGGAGGCCAAGGUAAUUAUCAAAUAUUUCAUCCUACCAUGCGUUGUGUAGCACUCAAUGCAUUCGCACAGAAAUUAAAAGAACAUGCUCAGGGGAAAGGUUAUGCUUGUGCUGUAGAGAGAGGAAUAGAAGAGGCGUUUAAGGUUGGGGACGAACAGCGCGGUAGGUGGUGUGGGGACAGAAGUAAGGGGGAUGGUUCCUGUCAGCCAUGCGGAAAGCAACAUCAGGUGUGUACGGGUUCUAUGAAUAUAGGGAACACCUCCCUGGUGAAGGAAGUAAGGAAGGAGUUAGACACCACCAACAAGGACAACAUACAAAAAACCUUAUCCUCAAUAAAAGAAAAGGUCACUUUAUGUGAUCGUAUGAAUUGUAUAAUAAAACAAUGGAUUGACAACAAUACAGCAGCAGCAACGACACCAGGAGCAGCAGCACCAGGAGUGUCUACGACAACGACGGAGCAAUUCUGGGGUAAGGAUGGUGAUGUUAAGAAAUUGUGGGAUGAAUUAGCACAGAAAAUGAAGGCAACUAAUGGAACAGGGAAUGGAGAUUGUGAUAAAGUGCAGUUUGCAACUGACGCUGACAAGGCGGCAUGCAAUUAUUUGCAUGCCGGCUUCACCAAACUAAAGGACAUUAGUGAGUCCAUAAAUUCUAAGAGCACUGAGUACCGAACCCUGAGUAAAGACCCAUCGUUUGUCCAAACGAUGGGUUGUUUCUUACUUCAUUCCUAUGCAAAAUAUAUGCAAAAAAAUGCAACUUGUCUUAUUGAUGCUGGGAUAAAAGAGGCAUUCAAGGCAUGGGAACCAAAAAAAAAUAGUACUUGCAAUGGUAGCACGGAACCUUGUGUCCCUUGCCAAUGGAAAGAGAAAGACCAUGAAAGUUGCACAAUUAAAACAAAUGGAAGCACUGACCCAAAUUACAAGGUUGAGGACAAAUUGGAAAAAAUUGUUAAGGACGACAACGGCUCCAACAUUAGUACAAUGCUAUCUAACAUAAAUAAAAGGGAUAAUUUAUGUGAACAUAUGAAAUGUAUUGCAACCCACUUAAAUUCUUCUACCGGACAAGGACAAACGAAUAAUGCGCAGAACUUCUGGACAAAGGAUGGCGAAGUAGAACAACUAUGGAACCAACUGUCCGGAGCAAUGACGCAGACAAGUGGCGCAACCAUAAGCGGACAAUGUGAUCAAAUGGAUGGUGGCAGUAGACCUGCCACUGAACCUGAAAAGAAGGCAUGUCAAUAUCUUACAUUAGGUUUCAACAAACUAAAAACUAUUUCGGUGCCUUCGGCCAAGAAUGGAAAGAACAUCUUGGAUAAGGACGCAUCGUUGAAGAAAGCGAUGGGUUGUUUCCUCCUUAAGGAAUAUGCAAAAAAAAUGCAAGGUAAAUCCAAAUGUGUUAUCGAUUCUGGUUUAAAAAAAGCUUUUGGCACUGCUGGCAAAGAUUUAAAUGGACAAUGCACGAACGGCAGUUCGUGCAUUGAAUGUAAAUGGGAGAAUAGCGACUAUGACCAAUGCCAAAUUAACACAACUGACAUAACUGAUGGCAAAACCACCCCAACGAAAGUAACGGACAAAUUAAAAACAGUAAAGUCUAAAAUGGAGAACGAAGUAUCUACCACCAUGAACGACAUAAACACAACCGAGUCUUUAUGUGCCAAACUCAAGUGUGCCGCACCCAAAUGGUUCCAAAGGAACAAGGAAACGACGCAGAAUGGUACUACUAACAAGACUUGG
Molecule: messenger RNA, 2697 nt
Organism: Plasmodium knowlesi strain H
Lineage: Eukaryota; Apicomplexa; Aconoidasida; Haemosporida; Plasmodiidae
Product: SICAvar, type I (fragment)
Exons: 4
Source: RefSeq, a predicted model, not a curated record